AUGAAAGAUCUUGGAGAACUCAAAUUCUUCUUAGGAAUUGAGGUGGCAAGAUCCAAGGAUGGAAUAGUACUAAGACAGAGAAAGUAUGCUUUAGAGCUUGUGUCUAAAGCUGGUUUAAGUAGUUCAAAACCUACAAAUACUCCACUUGAUAUAAACCAUAAGCUAAUAUCUGUUGAAUAUGAUAAACACCUCAGUAUAGAGCAUAUGAAUGAUGAUGAAGUGCUCAAAGACUUUUCGGUAUAUCAGAGGCUGGUUGGUAGGUUUCUUUAUUUGACCAUUACUAGACCUGACUUGGCCUUUGUUAUACAAGUGCUAAGUCAGUAUAUGCAUUGUCCAAAUAAGUCACACAUGAAAGUUGCCUUGAUAGUAGUAAGAUAUGUCAAAGGCACUCUAGGUGUUGGUUUGUUAAUUCCAGCAGCUAGCACAAAUCAGCUAGUGGAAAAUUGUGACUCUGACUGGGGAGCAUGUUUGCAAACAAGAAGAUUAGUUACAAGAUACUUGGUGAAAUUUGGUGGAGCUUUGAUAUCAUGGAAGUCAAAAAAACAAAAAACAGUAUCCAGAAGUUCUGCAGAAGAAGAAUUUAGAAGUAUGGCUAUGUGUACAACAGAGAUUACCUGGUUAAUUGAAUUAUUGAAGGAAUUGGGAGUGCAAGUCAAGAAGCCUAUAAGUUUGUUAUGUGAUAGUAAGGCUACAAUUCAAAUUGCUACAAAUCCUAUAUUUCAUGAAAGAACCAAGCAUAUUGACAUAGAUUGUCACUUUGUGAAGGAGAGAAUAACUCAAGGAAUGAUCAAAACUGAACAUGUAUUGAUACAAUGCUAA
Molecule: messenger RNA, 819 nt
Organism: Capsicum annuum
Lineage: Eukaryota; Viridiplantae; Streptophyta; Magnoliopsida; Solanales; Solanaceae
Exons: 1
Coding region: 1-819 (272 amino acids)
Source: RefSeq, a predicted model, not a curated record